AUGCAGGCGUGUUCAGGACUCAGGCAAUACCUCGACACGGCAGCAACACCACAGGCAGAUAAUAUUGACGCUGCGAUCACCACUUCAAUGUUUUUGGGAUCUCUAUCAUUUGCGGACGCCACGGAGGACUAUCAAGUGGCCCUGGAUAAUCGACCUGUGCCUUUCUUCUGGCUCAGCAAUCAGCGUGGCCUCGGAUCCCUCCUCUCCAUCUUUCAGUCCCAGAGCGUGAGCAUGCAGAGCAUGUGGCUCAGCAUGUUUGACGAAGUGGCUGAAGACGUUCUGCGAUUGAACGACAACAGGCCUGGUAUAGACGGCAUCCCAGCCGAACUCGCGCAGAUGUUCGGCGUGAAGAAAACUUCCACCUGCGACCAGCACCACUAUUUGGGCGUUCUUCGUAGAUUGUGUCGCCUCCUACGCGUCGAUCCUGGAAAUAAUAUGGCUCUGCUCCAAUACAUGCAAUUCGUCGAAGGGUUGUCUUCACGCUUUGUGAGCCUUCUCAAUACGUUGGACAUUAGAGCCCUCCUGCUGUUGUCGUACUGGCUGGCCCUACUGUGCGCUAAGAAAUGUUGGUGGUCACAACAGCGAGCAAGAAACGACUGCUGGGCAAUCUGUAAGUACCUUGAGAACCACGGGGACGAAGGACUAUGGAACUAUAUGGAUUUCCCGGCCGCUGCUUGUGAUUAUCCGUAUAUUGGUGUUGCUCCAGCUGGGUGGGCCCUAAUUAACAGACUCAGACGGGACAGUCGUCAGCUAGGGCUAUUGUUAUGA
Molecule: messenger RNA, 768 nt
Organism: Exophiala aquamarina CBS 119918
Lineage: Eukaryota; Fungi; Ascomycota; Eurotiomycetes; Chaetothyriales; Herpotrichiellaceae
Exons: 1
Coding region: 1-768 (255 amino acids)
Biological process (GO): regulation of transcription by RNA polymerase II
Molecular function (GO): DNA-binding transcription activator activity, RNA polymerase II-specific
Source: RefSeq, a predicted model, not a curated record